Molecule: messenger RNA, 4583 nt
Organism: Leptidea sinapis
Lineage: Eukaryota; Metazoa; Arthropoda; Insecta; Lepidoptera; Pieridae
Gene: Gmppb
Product: mannose-1-phosphate guanyltransferase beta
Exons: 6
Coding region: 274-1383 (369 amino acids)
Biological process (GO): GDP-mannose biosynthetic process; cell wall mannoprotein biosynthetic process
Cellular component (GO): cytoplasm
Molecular function (GO): mannose-1-phosphate guanylyltransferase (GTP) activity; GTP binding
Source: RefSeq, a predicted model, not a curated record
GUUUUCCGUAUCCUUUUUAACUUAGUUUCCCAAUCUUUUAAUUUACGUUAUUGGCAAAAAGUAAACGCUAUUGCCAAAAAAAGAAAAAAAAAAAUCUAUGUAAGACGUAAUCUUUAUAUUUUACAAAGUACAUACAAACACGGUCACAAAAUAGAUAAUAAUACGCCACGUAUAUGUUGAUAAUACCAUAUAUUUCAACACAAUACUAAAGCUACUAUAGUUUGUUGUUAGACUACUAUACUACUAUUGUUCAUUCCAUAAAUCUAGUGGAAAAUGUGUGGAUCUGAUAAGAAGUUGGGUGAAAUUCGUGCCCUGAUACUGGUCGGCGGUUAUGGAACCCGACUGAGACCGCUCACACUAAGUAGACCAAAACCCUUAGUGGAAUUUGCUAAUAAACCUAUUCUUAUGCAUCAAAUAGAGGCCCUUGUAGAAGCAGGGGUCACUCAAGUUAUUUUAGCAGUAUCAUACAGGGCUGUUGAAAUGGAGAAAGAAUUAACUGAGCAAGUAUCAAAACUUGGAGUUUCAUUGACUUUCUCCCAUGAGAUGGAACCACUUGGAACUGCAGGUCCGUUAGCUUUGGCUAGAGAACUCUUAAGCUCCAGUGAAGAACCAUUCUUUGUACUUAAUUCUGAUGUAAUUUGUGAUUUUCCAUUUAAAGAACUUGCCAAGUUUCACAGAAGUCAUGGAAAGGAAGGUACAAUAGUAGUGACUAAAGUUGAAGAACCAUCCAAAUAUGGUGUUGUUUUAUACAAGGAUGAUGGACAAAUAGAGAGCUUUAUAGAAAAACCACAAGAAUUCAUUUCAAAUAAAAUUAAUGCAGGUAUGUACAUACUUAACCCGUCAGUGCUUAACAGAAUUGAAUUACGUCCCACAUCUAUUGAGAAGGAGGUAUUUCCUUUCAUGGCAAAAGAUGGUCAGUUGUAUGCGAUGGAAUUACAAGGUUUCUGGAUGGAUGUAGGUCAACCAAAGGACUUUUUGACAGGCAUGUGUCUUUACUUGAACAGUUUGAGACAGAAGAAUUCAACGAAACUACACGAAGGAGUUGGUAUUGUAGGCAAUGUCUUGAUUGACCCGACAGCAACUAUUGGCAACGGCUGCAGGAUAGGACCAAAUGUAACAAUAGGACCCGAUGUCAUCAUUGAAGAUGGAGCGUGUAUAAAACGAAGCACGAUUUUACGCGGCGCGACUGUAAGACAGCACGCUUGGCUUGAUGGCUGUAUCGUCGGCUGGCGAUCAAUCGUGGGACGAUGGGUUCGAAUGGAGAACUGCACAGUACUCGGGGAAGACGUCAUUGUCAAAGAUGAACUCUAUGUCAACGGUGGCCAAGUACUUCCGCAUAAGUCUAUAGCUCUGUCAGUACCGGAGCCACAGAUUAUAAUGUAAAGACUGAAUUCGUAAUGACUGUUAGUCAUAUGACCAUAGAUAGAAGAUGAACACUACAUUCGCUGUGUAUGUAAAUGAGAUAUCAAUUGUCUGUGACGUGUUAUGUUUUCGUGUUUUCGUUCUGGACGAUUUGUACAACGUAAAAGAGAACAUCCCAUAUUUUAAUAUUAACUGAAUUCACACCAAAUCAUUCAAUUACAUAUUAUAAAUUUGAAUUUAAAUUAAAUAGAAUUGCACCACAGCAGCCAUGGGAGCUGAUGAACUGGGCCCAACCAAGAAAAUCGCAUUCGCGAAAGGGAUAGCAGAUAUUGUUUGUGUAUCUCACUUACUCUCGAAACCAAUCUAAUUUAUGUGUCUGUCACGUUAUUAUUGCCAUUUCAGUGACGCAUUUAUUGUUCAUCUUCUAUCUGCGGACGUGAUACAUUUUUGACACUGACAUUUUUGACAGUACUUACCUACGCAAUGACACUUCUGUCAUUCAUGAUUGCAGUCUGUCAAAUACACUGUGAAUAGCGCCGCAUUUUGUAGGUUAGUAUAUUUGUGUAUUAUUGUACGAAUUUUAUUAAUGUGUUAUAUUUUUUAAAGCUUAUUUUCUUUAGAUUAAUGUUUUUGCAAUAUUUGUUCGAAUGAUACUUAAAGAGUUGUCAUAAUAAUUGUCUAAUCGUUAAUUUAUAAAGUUAAUAAUUAACACUAUUAUAAGGUAUAUAUACUAUUAAAGAAUAUUUUUAAUUCGGCAAAUAAUUAAGUCCGAAGAGGGUUUGGUGGUGCAUGUUCGACAUAUUGUCAUUUGUUAGUUCGAUCGUAACAGACAGCAGUAGGUAUAUUAUAUUAGAUUAAGGAUUGGUCUCCGCUGCGCUCCAACUAGAUUCCGCAGGCGUAGUUACAAAGUGCGGAACUAAUACUACGACCAAAUAAGCGUAUUCGAGCCAGUCUCGAACUAUGUGUGAUGUUGACGUGCCACAUGUUCUGUUAAACUUUGCUAAUAUUUGAAACUAAAAUGCCGGGUCGCGUAGUUAAAUUUUGUAAAACGAAUAUAACAUUAAAUAAGAAAGACACUUAGAUCACAUAUCAUCACAAAGCAUUUUAAUUUUAUUAAUUUCAAUGUUAAGAAGCGAAUGUUACAAAAUUUGAAAGAUGCCAUUGAGUGUCAAGGUGCCACGCACACAAGCAUCUAAUAGUUGCCGUGUUAAAAAAGCUAUUGUUCUUAGGUAGUGCGGUAUCUAGUUGGACACCAAUUCUUAUUCUAAGUAUAUUAUCUUAUAUUGUGCGCGUAUCAGCAUAUCUCGUCAGACACUACGAUUAAAAAAUUAACUCUAUAAUUCAAAUUCUAACAGUGACAUGUCACUUUAAAACUGAUUUAGUGUACUUCUUAGUAUAUUGAUGCAGCUACUUUACAAUUUAUGUGUUCCCUUUGAAAACAACAACGAGAUCAGUCUUCAAUUUUCUUAACAAAUUUAAUAAAAUCAACAGUACAAACAGUAAACUGGGGUUAAAUCCUUUAUACAAACACGAAAACACGGCGCAGCGGGCGUGUACUGUGCAAGAAGUGACCCCAUUUAGGUGGUAACUUACAAAUGCCGUGGUAAAGUGUCUCUGGACUCUUUGAUUUCUAUUAGUUAUUUAUGGAACUGUUGUGUGUAAUAAGAUGUAUUAAAACACGAAUGUGGGUUAAUAUUAUUACAUGUGUAUUUUAAUAUCUAAUUAUCAGCAGUUGCAUAGAAGACUUUAUGAAUAUAAUAUGAAUCCUCUUUAAAAGAUUCUGAAACAGUUAGCUUACUGCUCACAUUGAAAUAACCAAUACAUCAUCCAAACAAGUGUUGUAAUGUUGUACUGUAUUUCAUUACAACACUCGUAUGGAUGAUGUAAUGGUUAUUAGGACAUUGGAUGUUUUAAUGUUGGAAAUAAGCUAACUGUUCUAGAAUCUUUAAUAGAGGAUUUAAAGCAUGGGUGCAGAUAAAAAAGCUAUGAGUUGUCAAAUAGUCCUGUGUGACGUUAUGUCAUUUAGUGAACGCGGCCCAACGUCAAGUUUUUUUUUCAUUUUCUCACAAACCCUUAGCUUUUUGGUAUUUUAUUUUGUAUUCUUUGGUUUCCGACAUAACCAAACUUAAUAAUUUUAGUAAAUAAUAAAAUACUUAUUCGAAAGUUUAUAAUAUAUGUUUAGAUAUAUUUAUCUGGUAUUUUGAUGAUUGUAAUAUUUGCUAAAUUUAUAUUUAGAAAUAGUAGAUAUUUGGAUUGUCGUUUUUUGAAGUUUGUUAAGAUUUUCACUUUUUUGGAUUUUAAAAUUCAUUGAAUUGAAAUUUUACUAUCAUUCGUAUGCGAGUCAGAUUUUAAAUAAUUCCAAGAUUAUACUAAUUAUUACAUUUUAAUUAAUUUUUGUACGCACAAUUAUUACAGUGUACAUUUAGAUUUUAUUCUAAUAUAAACUUAAAUUUGUACCUAUUUGUAAGUUUUUUGUAAUCGCGUCAUAUAUAUUUGCAUAUAUAUUAUAAAACAAAGUCCUCCGCCGCAACUGUCUGUCUGUUUGGUCGCGAUAAACUCAAAAACUAUUGCACCGAUUUUCAUGGUGUUUCCACCAAUGGAUUCUCGAGAAACAUAAGUAUAUAAUUUGUUAAGUUUUUGUUCAUCUUUUGUGUACACUAAUGAUAUUUGUUGUAAUAAAAAUACAGUUACAAUUUCACUAAAUUACUGGGCAAAUUACACUUAACAUCUUUUGUCUCAAGGAAGACAACCACAAUUGUAGUAUGAAUUUUUGGUGAUUUUUCAAGAAUCCUGAGUGCCACCACAUUCUAAUGGGCUGGGCGUAUGAAUUACCAUCGGCUGAACGUCCUGCUCGUCGCGUCCCUUACUUUCAUAAAAAAAAACUUCCUUCAAUUCUCAUUCAACAAUCAGUCACUACUAUCGGGAGGACCCAGUCAGAUGUAUAUAAUAUGUAAUACAAAAAAAACUGUGUGUGCUUUUGUACGCACGCAAGAAGUUAUAGUGUAUAUUGAAAACAUGAAAGUAUACAUUCCACUUAUAAGCAAAUGAUUCCAGCCUGAAUAUAAAAAUAUGCCGUUUUUUUUAGAUUAUUUUUAAGUAUUUUCUUGUGCAAUGUUUGGAGGACAUUAACAUUAAGUAAAUUUUAUUUAUUCCAAAUAAUAAAUUAUAAAGUAUAUAAGUACAUACCAAUUUGUAUAGCUUAUUAAAGAUUAUACCUACAA